This is a messenger RNA of Fundulus heteroclitus (mummichog), 1773 nucleotides long. RefSeq names its product N-ethylmaleimide-sensitive factor attachment protein, beta a (gene napba). Lineage: Eukaryota; Metazoa; Chordata; Actinopteri; Cyprinodontiformes; Fundulidae. Gene Ontology annotation, molecular function: syntaxin binding; soluble NSF attachment protein activity. Bases 111 to 998 code for a protein of 295 amino acids. The transcript is spliced from 10 exons. The record is from RefSeq and is a predicted model, not a curated record. Gene Ontology annotation, cellular component: terminal bouton; vacuolar membrane; synaptobrevin 2-SNAP-25-syntaxin-1a complex. Gene Ontology annotation, biological process: synaptic transmission, glutamatergic; regulation of synaptic vesicle priming; SNARE complex disassembly.
CGCCAGCCUCCUUGAGCAGCAUCAGCAUCAGCACCAGCAGAGACGUCUUCUUCAUCCCCAUCCUCUCUGUCCACUGCGGAACAUCGGCCCGCUUUCAGACCCACCGAGCCAUGGACAACACCGGCAAAGAGAAGGAGGCCAUGCAGCUGAUGGCGGAGGCCGACAAGAAGGUCAAGGCGUCGGGAUCCUUCCUGGGAGGGAUGUUCGGGGGGAACCAUAAGGUGGAGGACGCCUGUGAAAUGUACGCAAGAGCGGCCAACAUGUUUAAGAUGGCAAAGAACUGGAGUGCUGCAGGGAACGCGUUCUGUCAGGCCGCCCGGCUCCACAUGCAGCUUCAGAACAAGCUGGACUCCGCCACCAGCUUUGUCGACGCCGGCAACGCCUACAAGAAGGCCGACCCACAGGAGGCCAUCAACUGUCUAAACCAGGCCAUCGACAUCUACACUGACAUGGGCCGGUUCACCAUCGCAGCCAAGCAUCACAUCACCAUCGCAGAGAUUUAUGAGUCCGAGUUGGUGGAUAUUGACAAGGCCAUUGCUCACUACGAGCAGGCAGCAGAUUAUUACAAGGGAGAGGAGUCGAACAGCUCAGCGAACAAAUGUCUUCUGAAGGUGGGCUACUACAGCGCUCAGCUGGAACAGUAUCAGAAAGCCAUCGAAAUCUACGAACAGGUUGCUAUGAGCACUAUGGACAAUCCUCUGCUGAAGUACAACGCUAAAGAGUAUUUCUUCAAAGCUUCGUUGUGUCACUUUAUAGUGGAUGAGCUGAAUGCCAAGCUGGCCAUUGAGAAGUAUGAGGAGAUGUUUCCAGCUUUCUCAGACUCAAGAGAGCUCAAACUGCUAAAGAAACUCCUUGAGGCCCACGAGGAACAGAACAGCGAGGCGUUCACGGAGGCCGUGAAGGAGUUUGACUCGGUGUCCCGCCUGGACCAGUGGCUGACCACGAUGCUGCUCCGCAUCAAAAAGACCAUCCAGGGAGACGCCGGAGACUUAAAGUAGAGAAACACGACAGAGGGGAGAGACGCAGGGAGGGAGGCGGACGGAAAGCCAGGAUGGUAUCAGAGGGAAGGGGGAUGACAGAAGGGUUUUAAGGGGGAGAAAAGUGACAGGAAGAUGAAUCGGGUUGAGGGAGGGAUGGUGGAAGAGAGAGAGUUUACAGAUGUACAUAUCAGUCUGCAUGUGACCCCAGUCAAAUUAGCACCCCCUUUAAGUCACUGUUACUCCACCCUGUGUCCCCGUCCUGCAGUAUUGCUCCAUAUCACUGGACAGAUUAUACUAAAAGAGACAAAGUGGGAGGAUAACGCGCGUGCGAGGGAGAAAAUGUGCGUUUGCGUCCACUCCAGUCGGAUCAAAUCUACUUUUUGAUGAGGUGUGCAUAUAUAUAUGAUACUGAAAAAUAUAGAAUUGCUAUUUAAGAAAUUGUUCAUAUUUAUUGUCAAUAUGAAAAUAGCGUUUAUUAUUGUGAUCAAUGUUGCAAUUUGUCUCAAUAUUUUAGGUGUUAGCCCCUGGAGUCUCCUCCUCUGUUUUCCUUCACACCCCAUCUGAGUUAGUAAAAUCCCCCGCUGUGAUUGGUCAGUUCUUGUGGAGGGGGGGCGGUGCAGUCAGCUAACAGAGAUGGUUUCUGUUGCUGCCUUCUUUGUGCAUGUCUGUGUUGACGUAAAUGUCCUCUGUGUUGUGCGAACAUGUAAAAACCUAUGUGUAGCCUGAUACAUUUGUGUGAAAUCAGUAAAUAUGUACUUCAGAUACAAAGCUGAAAUAAAACAUCUUCACUCUA